Erigeron canadensis is the source of this 877-nucleotide messenger RNA. RefSeq names its product cyclin-U2-1-like. Gene Ontology annotation, molecular function: protein kinase binding. The transcript is spliced from 2 exons. Bases 112 to 783 code for a protein of 223 amino acids. Gene Ontology annotation, biological process: regulation of cyclin-dependent protein serine/threonine kinase activity. Lineage: Eukaryota; Viridiplantae; Streptophyta; Magnoliopsida; Asterales; Asteraceae. The record is from RefSeq and is a predicted model, not a curated record.
UCCUAUGUGCAUAUAUAAAUAACCUCAAUCCUAUUUUCAAACCCAAAAUAAGAAACAAAACCAUCUAUUCAUUUGUCCCAAAGUACAAACUUUAUUUGGUGUUCAUAAAAAAUGGCCAUUUCACCAAGAAAACUUAGAUAUGAUGUGUUUUCAUAUUCAUAUCAACAAGACUCUAAAACCCCUUUAGUCAUCUCAGUUCUUGCUUCUCUCAUUGAAAGAACUUUGGCUAGAAAUGAGAGAAUUGGAAGAAAAUGUGACUUAAUUAGUGUCAAGCAACAAUAUGGUUCAUCAAAAACUAGUAGGAGGGUUAGGGUGUUUGAUUGCAAUGAAACACCAGAUAUGACAAUUCAAUCAUAUCUUGAAAGAAUUUUUAGGUACACUAGAGCUGGACCAUCAGUAUAUGUUGUUGCAUAUGUUUAUAUUGAUCGGUUUUGCCGGUCGUUGCCCGAGUUUCGAAUAACUGCCCACAAUGUUCAUAGGCUUUUGAUCACAACUAUAAUGGUGGCUUCUAAGUAUGUUGAAGACAUGAAUUAUAGAAAUUCAUAUUUUGCAAGAGUUGGCGGCAUAACAACAAAGGAAAUGAACACAUUAGAACUGGAGUUUCUGUUCUUGAUGAAUUUCAAAAUGCAUGUAAAUGUGAGUGUUUUUGAGAGCUAUUGUUGUCAUUUAGAAAGGGAAGUGAGCAUUGGAGGUGGUUAUCAUAUCGAAAAAACGUUACGAUGUGCUGAGGAAAUCAAAAUGCAACAACGAGGGUAUAAUCAGAUUUCCCGAAUAACGUUGUAAAUCGUUCUGUUUAUUAAUUAAGUAAACAUAGAAAUUAUGUACAAAUUAAGAAAGUUUUGAAGGAGUUUAAUUUUAAUUAGUUGCUUCAAACAAA